This is a messenger RNA of Dendronephthya gigantea, 957 nucleotides long. RefSeq names its product ras-related protein Rab-38-like. The transcript has a single exon. NCBI's taxonomy places the organism in Eukaryota, Metazoa, Cnidaria, Anthozoa, Malacalcyonacea, Nephtheidae. Bases 53 to 778 code for a protein of 241 amino acids. The record is from RefSeq and is a predicted model, not a curated record.
CGUAUAAAAUUUAGUAACAUAGAGGUGGAUAGCCAAGUAGAAUUUUCGUAUAAUGGCUAAAGCUUACAGAUUGAUGGCGACUGAAACUACCAAAUCAAAAAAAAACCAAAGUACAGAAGAAAGAAAUGAAUUUGAAAUGACUACUUUCAAGACAAACUGCGAGACAGAACUUGAGAAAUGGUAUGGCUGUAAGAAGUUACAUUUCAAAGUAAUUUGCGUUGGAGAUUGUUCAGGCGCUUUCAGUAAAGCAGUUUAUAUAAAAGACUACGUUCUUAAACCUGUAACAACAAAAGAUUACUAUAGUCCUGUAAUAGGCGUCGAUUUCGACAUGAAAAAGUUGCACGACACGUCAGGCAACGAAAUUCACUUACAAAUAUGGAAUAUAAUGGAAUGUGACAGACAACAAGAUCCCGGAAGUACAAUGUGCAAAGUUUACUAUAGAUUUACAAGCGGCGUCAUUGUUUUUUGGGGUGCAAAUUGCUCCUCAAUGAAAAGUGCCAUAAAAUGGAAGCAUCACGUCUCUUGCUCGGCCUACCCCGAGACAGAUAUUCCAUUUGUUUUGAUUGUUGAUAAUGCAUACAAAACACCACCGAAAUGGAUCGGUCAGGGUUUGGUAAUGGAGUCCACGGAGGAAAUGGACAGAUUUUGUGAAGAACAUGGGUUUUUCGCGUGGUUCGAGCUAUGUGAACGUAGUGCUGGGGAGAACAGUGUACUUGGGAAAGCCAUGGUCACGCUUAUAAACGAAAUUUGUUCUGGAAACAGGACAUCAGCAGUAUAAAGCCGCGUUAAUAACACUAGAGGCCUAGAUCUGGCCUGGAAGUUUUAUUUUUACAAUACCUAUGAUGAACGGCUUAGAUUAGUUUUUUGAUCAGUUUGUAGCCGUAAAGCCGGUUUUCCACUAGCGAUAUUUUUCGCGCAAAUCGACAUUUUACUUUUGUUCCAGAGCUCUCAACUGCA